Rosa chinensis is the source of this 2014-nucleotide messenger RNA. RefSeq lists its product as uncharacterized. Lineage: Eukaryota; Viridiplantae; Streptophyta; Magnoliopsida; Rosales; Rosaceae. The record is from RefSeq and is a predicted model, not a curated record. Gene Ontology annotation, molecular function: acetylglucosaminyltransferase activity. The coding region runs from base 317 to 1834 and encodes 505 amino acids. The transcript is spliced from 3 exons.
AACAGCUAGCAUAUACCAUAACCUUGCUUAAUUUCACUUCCUCUGGAUUUGGCUUCCUUUGUUGUUAUUACUAUUUUUUUCUUCACACUUUGUCAUUCUCCAGGAAUUCCCACCCACUUCUCUCAUCCUCCUCCUACUUAAACCCAAAGCUUCUGCUCGUCCCAAAAAAAAGAAAAGCUUCUGAGAGAUACCAUUCUGAGAUUCUCUGAUUUUCCUGAGAAACUUGUCUGGGCGUAUGUGACAACAUUAUCGGCCAGACGCCAAGUUUCGUAAAUUCACAAUCUUCCGGCGACUGAAAGCAAAAGAAUACAGAAAAAUGAGUCGAAGCCGAUUGGAGCAGCUAAUAAGUGGAAGCCGGUUGGAGCAGCUUAAACCUCCGACCUUGGUGGCAUUGCCGGAAAAAACCAAGGCUUUAUUGGUCCGCUGCAUGCGCGUGGGACUCAUCCUCUGUCUGAUCGCGUCAAUCGCACUCGGCCUCUGCUCCGCCUUCUCUUCCCAAUCCCACUGGUUUCCCCUCCUCGACCGGAACCGAACCCGCUCCGCUACCUCCAUCUUCUCCACCACCGGCGUCGACAGCGAACCCCCCACCAACAUCUCCCACAUUCUCUUCAGCAUCGGCAGCUCCGUCAACACGUGGCGCGAUCGGAGCCGCUACGCCGAAGCAUGGUGGGACCGGAACACAACACGCGGAUACGUUUGGCUGGACGCGAAACCCGAGAACUUAACUAACGUGUCGGCUUAUUAUAUCCCGUACCGGGUGUCGGGAAACUGGACCCGGUUCAAGUACAGCCACUCGCAGUCGGCGGUCCGGAUCGCCCGGGUCGUGGUGGACAGCUUCAACCUCCGGCUGCCGAACGUGAGGUGGUUCGUGAUGGGAGACGACGACACGGUGUUCUUCCCCCACAACUUGGUCUCGGUGCUGUCACGUUACGACCAUAACCGGAUGUACUACAUUGGCGGGAACUCGGAGAGCGUCGAGCAGGACGUGAUGCACGCGUACGACAUGGCGUUCGGCGGCGGCGGGUUCGCCAUCAGCUACCCGCUGGCGGCGCGUCUGGCGGAGCUGAUGGACGGGUGUUUGGAACGGUACUACAACAUGUACGGCUCCGAUCAGAGGGUGUGGGCCUGCGUGAGCGAGACAGGUGUGUCUCUCACGCAGCUGGGUGGGUUCCACCAGUUUGACAUCAGAGGUGAUCCUUAUGGUGUUUUAGCGGCUCACCCAUUGGCACCACUAUUGUCCCUUCACCACAUUGACGCCUUGGCACCCAUUUUCCCCAACCAGACCCAUCUAGACUCGAUCAAGUCCCUCGUCCAUGCAUACCGGGUUGACCCACCUCGGAUCCUACAACAAAGUGUCUGCUAUGACCGGAGGCGUAAAUGGACAGUGUCCAUUUCAUGGGGCUACACCCUUCAGCUCUACCCCACAAUGGUGUCGGCUCUUGAUCUUCGAAGGCCGUUGCAAACGUUCAAGACGUGGCGGAGUUGGGCUGAUGGACCCUUCACGUUCAAUACCCGACCAGUGAGUUCCAACCCGUGUGAGCGGCCAAUCACUUAUUUUUUGGAGCAUGUUAAGGACGGCAAGAGUGGGAAUACUUUGACCACUUACAAGAGGUUCGGUCAUAAAGAGAGGGAAUGUAAUAGAACAGACUAUCAUCAUGCAAUGGCAAUGCAGAGGAUCGUAGUUCUCUCAAGGAAGAUGGACCCUCAGUACUGGACAAAGGAGCUGGCUCCGCGUAGACAGUGCAGCGAGAUUAAGAAUCGUGCAAGCUUAAGGGGCGGAACGAUGAUGAUUAAAAUUAGGAGAUGUAGACCCUCGGAAUCUAUAACAAUAUAGAGGGUUAAUCAGGACGGAGGGCUGUGAGAUUACAAUACUCUAGGCUGGAGAGGUUUGUUUUGGGGGGAUUAGCAUAUACUGCUUAUAGAUUAGCACCCAUAAGCCAUUGUUUCAUUUCUGUAACAUGGUAAGGGUAGAUUAGACCACACUUGGAAGUAAUAACUCCCUUUUGUUUCAUUC